CCUCUGUGACUCAGUGACGUCGCGUUGCACGUUGCUAGUUAGUUGCAAUGUUGUAGCUAUUAGCACGACUAGCCUCAUUUCCUCUCUGCAGGCUUCACCUCCUCAUUCAGUCCCUCUGCUCUCUCCUCACUCCCUCACCAGCUCCUAGUCCACCGGCAGACCUCCGUCCAUCACCAUGGCGAUGAGACAGACUCCUCUCACCUGCUCAGGUCACACCCGGCCUGUAGUGGACCUGGCCUUCUCUGGGAUCACUCCCUACGGAUACUUCCUCAUCAGCGCCUGCAAGGAUGGCAAGCCCAUGUUGCGCCAGGGAGACACAGGGGACUGGAUAGGAACGUUUCUGGGUCACAAAGGCGCUGUCUGGGGAGCCACUCUGAACACGGACGCCACCAAGGCAGCCACCGCCGCGGCCGACUUCACAGCAAAGGUGUGGGAUGCGGUGAGUGGAGACGAGGUCCUCACGCUGGCACACAAACACAUCGUCAAGACUGUCAACUUUACUCAGGACAGCACCUGUCUGCUGACUGGAGGAAACGACAAGCUGCUGCGCAUCUACGAUCUCAGCAACCCUGAAGCUGCACCUCAGGAGAUCGCAGGUCACACCUCAGCCAUAAGAAAAGCCUUGUGGUGUAACAACGACAAGCAGAUCCUCUCCGCUGCUGAAGACAAAACCAUACGGUUGUGGGACAGGAGCUCCAUGGAGGAGGUGAACACGCUGAAGUUCGACACGUCGGUGAGCAGCAUGGAGUAUGUGGUUGACGGAGAGAUUCUUGUGAUCACAUAUGGAAAGACAAUCGCUUUCUACAACGCUCUGAGCCUGGACCUGAUCAAGACGGUGGAGGCCCCGGCUACCAUCAACUCAGCCUCCCUCCACCCGGAGAAAGACUUCUUUGUUGCCGGUGGCGAGGACUUCAAGCUCUACAAAUUUGACUACGGCACCAAGGAAGAGCUGGAGUCCUAUAAGGGUCACUUUGGUCCGGUGCACUGUGUUCGCUUCAGUCCGGACGGUGAGCUGUACGCCAGCGGCUCUGAGGACGGCACGCUCCGGCUGUGGCAGACGGCUGUGGGGAAAACCUACGGCCUGUGGAAGUGUGUCCUUCCUGAGGACCUGGGGGCAGAGAACUCUGAGCAGCUGUACACUCCGAUCCCUGAGAUCAAAGCAUGAAGAGAUAAGCGGUGCUGUUUGGAAAUAGGACGAGAAGAGACGAACGGAGGGGUGUUCCAGCGUUCUAUCUGGCCCCAGCAAGGAGCAGAGUCCAGAGCAUCUCCAUCCAUCAGGAACCUGAUGUGGAUAUUAUGACUGCCCAGUCUGUCAUAGACUAACCCAUCACACACACACACACACACACACACACACACACACACACACACACACACAUACACACUGAUUUAAUGCAGUCAUAAGGACAGUAUGGGCUGCAGAGUAAAGCAGUAGAGCUGUGAGUGUCUGCUCUACGCUGCCUGCUUUCUCUCUGAUGAGCCCAGUUCUGUCUGUCUCCUUAAACUUAUUUUAACUUCCCUAUAAAGAAAAUGCUAAGAUUGGUUUUUGGUUGCAAAAUUAAUUUAAUGAACUGGACCAAGGCUUUUUGUUUUCAGUUCAUAGUUACAAGAAUACCAUAGGUAGUUGCACAGUUUGUGCUAAAGUAAGGCGCUUUCAUUUCUUCAGAAACAUUACUGCUGCUUUUGUACUGGUUGAGUUUAAAGUACGUAAGUUAAGUGUCCAAAUAAAUGAAACUAUUGUUUUGUGACAAAGAGAUGUUGCUGGGUUUUUUCAGUUUUGGUUUCUGUCUUCAUUUUGUGUCCAGUGAUGAAAUAAACAAAAGCAUUACUGUUGUUUGGAAGUAAUGCACAAAGGGCA
Molecule: messenger RNA, 1858 nt
Organism: Sebastes umbrosus (honeycomb rockfish)
Lineage: Eukaryota; Metazoa; Chordata; Actinopteri; Perciformes; Sebastidae
Gene: strap
Product: serine/threonine kinase receptor associated protein
Exons: 9
Coding region: 176-1165 (329 amino acids)
Biological process (GO): spliceosomal snRNP assembly
Cellular component (GO): SMN complex
Molecular function (GO): protein binding; RNA binding
Source: RefSeq, a predicted model, not a curated record